Messenger RNA from Colletotrichum destructivum, 1533 nucleotides. RefSeq lists its product as uncharacterized. The coding region runs from base 129 to 1430 and encodes 433 amino acids. The transcript is spliced from 2 exons. The record is from RefSeq and is a predicted model, not a curated record. Lineage: Eukaryota; Fungi; Ascomycota; Sordariomycetes; Glomerellales; Glomerellaceae.
UCCUCAUCAUAACACAAGAUACCCAAACAAAACAACCACCCACAACAAACACUACCAACAACAAACCAUCAUCUCUCAAUAUCUACAUUUGAUUUUAUUUGAUACCCACAUUGCGAAAUCAGCCCAACAUGUCUUCCAUCGUCAACAAGGUCAAGGACGCUCUUUCCUCCGACAAGAAGCACGACCAGCCUGAGGGCACUUCCGGCCCCCACACCAACCGUGCCGCCAACGCUGCCGACCCCCGCAUCGACUCUGACCGCGACCACCGCGCCAACCCUGCCGGCACCACUGGCACGCACACCGGCACUCACACUGGCACCACAGGUUCAGGCCUGACUGGUUCUCACGGAACUACUGGCACUCACACCGGCACCACCGGCUCCGGCCUGACUGGCAGCCACGGUAACACCACUGGCUCCGGUUUGACUGGCAGCCACGGUACCCACGGUACCACUGGCUCAGGUUUGACCGGCUCUCACGGAACCACCGGUACUCACACCGGCACCACGGGCUCCGGCCUGACUGGCAGCCACGGUAACACCACUGGCUCCGGUUUGACUGGUUCUCACGGUACCCACGGUACCACUGGUACUUCCGGUCUUACCGGCAGCCACACUACCGGCACUCACGGCGCCACUGGUUACGACGACCCCGAUGGUGUUCACGGCCCCCACAGUGGCCGUGCUGCCAACAAGGUUGACCCUCGCGUCGACUCCGACCGUGACCACCGCGGUGCCCCCGGCUCUGGUUUGACUGGUAGCCACGGCACCACCGGCACUCACGGCACUACCGGCUCCGGUUUGACCGGCUCUCACGGUACUCACACCGGUACCACCGGCUCUGGCCUUACUGGCAGCCACGGUACCACUGGCUCUGGUCUUACUGGCAGCCAUGGCAACACCACUGGCUCCGGCCUCACUGGUAGCCACGGUACCACCGGCUCUGGCCUGACCGGCUCCCACGGUACUCACACUGGCACCACCGGCUCCGGCCUUACUGGUAGCCACGGCACCACCGGCUCUCACAACACCCACGGCAACUCUAGCUUGACCGGCAACCCUAGCACCGGCGCCACUGGCGGUGUCUCCAACACCCACAACGCUGCUGGCCACGUUGGUUCCGCCGUUGCCGGCACUCACGGCACCGGCCCUGCCCCCAACACCGCCGGACCUCACAAGUCUGAUGCUCUCAACAAAGUCGACCCUCGCGUCGACUCUGACCUCGACGGCUCCAAGACCGUCGGUGGUAACAAGACCUACGCCCAGGACACCACGGGCGUUGCCAAGGACCCUACGGAUGCCGCUCAGGUCCCUCCCUCGGUGCUGGCUAAGCAUAUCGGUGAGCCCGAGAUUGCUCACGACGACCACUCCCACGGCCGUGCGAGACGCAACAGCAAGGUGUCAGCUCAGGAGCUGCACCGCGGACUGUAAAGGUUCUCAAUUAAUGCGAAGGAAUGGAGGGAUUGAUACCUAGUACUUGUUGUACACUAGCCUGAUAUGACUUAAUGAUAUUAGCAUCGUUAAACUGCUGCAA